Messenger RNA from Drosophila bipectinata, 1365 nucleotides. RefSeq lists its product as uncharacterized. Gene Ontology annotation, molecular function: nucleic acid binding. Lineage: Eukaryota; Metazoa; Arthropoda; Insecta; Diptera; Drosophilidae. The record is from RefSeq and is a predicted model, not a curated record. Gene Ontology annotation, biological process: DNA integration.
GCGACGAUCGGAUCGAUUCGGAGCAAGUUCUGGAUAACGAACUUGCGGAGACUGCUACGGAGGGUGGUGAGCAAAUGCAACGUUUGCAAGCUGCGGAAGGCACGACCCACACAGCCCGAGAUGGGCCCCCUGCCUGCGGAUCGGCUAGAGGCCAACGGAUGGCCAUUUAAGUCUACUGGCCUGGACUACUUUGGGCCGCUCCUUGUGACAAUUGGACGUCACACAGAGAAGAGCUGGGUGGCACUGUUUACGUGCCUGACCACGAGAGCUAUCCACUUGGAGAUGGCUCACGAUUUGUCCACCGACUCCUGCAUAAUCGCCAUGAGGAACUUCAUGAGCCGCCGUGGACCAGUGGUCAGGAUAAGGAGCGACAAUGGGAAGAACUUCGUUGGAGCCGACCGCGAGGCCAAGAGGUUCAGCGAAGUGUUCGAGCCUGCACAGAUCCAGGGCGAGCUGUCGUCUAAGGGAGUCGAAUGGAUCUUCAACUGCCCGGCGAACCCAGCUGAAGGUGGUGCCUGGGAGAGGAUGGUGCAGUGCGUGAAGAAGGUGCUGGCGCACACAAUGAAGGAGCUCGCGCCCAAGGAGCAUGUACUGGAGAACCUGCUGAUUGAGGCGGAGAGCAUCGUAAACUCUCGUCCGCUCACUCAUCUACCGGUGACGGUGGACCAGGAGGCUCCACUGACGCCUAACGAUUUGCUGAAAGGAGCAUCGGAUAUCCCAGGUCUCCCCAAGGAUGAUGGACAGGAGCCCGUGAGAUCCGCUACUAGGAAGCAGUGGCGCAUAGCAAGGAUGAUGCGCGAUCGCUUCUGGAAGCGUUGGGUGCAUGAGUACCUGCCAACUCUUGUGCGCAGGGAGAAAUGGUGCAAGCGCGUCGAGCCCAUCCGACGAGGAGACCUGGUAUUCAUCUGCGAUCCAGCCAUACCACGAAGGGAAUGGAAACGAGGCGUCGUGGAAGAGGUGUUCACCGGGAAGGAUGGAGUACCUCGUCGAGCAGCGGUGCGGACUACCGAUCGAGCCCAGACGACUAUGCGUCCCGCUUCGAAGCUAACUGUCCUGGACGUGGUGAAUGCGGCUGCUUCACGGGGGUGGGGAUGUCGCGGAACAAACUAGUGGCUAUCGAUAGUUGAGAUUAGUGUUAGGUGUCAAAUGUCAGUAUUUUUUAUGUUUAGGGUUUUAAGUUUAUGUUAUCUGUUCACACUAAAACGUAGUUUGGAAGAAAUAAUUUGGCGGAUAAAACACAUCGAUUUGCGCCAUCACAGAAAGGGGAAGAGAAACUGCGAAUAAAACGCUCGUUACACACCACAUCACUUCAACAACUGUCCUGAGUGUUAUAAGGCAUUCCCGUGAUCGGCCAAGCGGUGACAA